Terrapene triunguis (Three-toed box turtle) is the source of this 2904-nucleotide messenger RNA. It is a transcript of the gene SLC52A2, whose product is annotated as solute carrier family 52 member 2. The record is from RefSeq and is a predicted model, not a curated record. Gene Ontology annotation, cellular component: plasma membrane. NCBI's taxonomy places the organism in Eukaryota, Metazoa, Chordata, Testudines, Emydidae. Gene Ontology annotation, molecular function: riboflavin transmembrane transporter activity. Gene Ontology annotation, biological process: riboflavin transport. The transcript has 6 exons. The coding region runs from base 1161 to 2510 and encodes 449 amino acids.
GGCUCUUAGGCCGUUGUAUGGACCAGCGGCUCUGGACCUUUCUAGGCUCCUGCCCCACUGGCAGGACUCAGAUUUGUCUGCCCUGCCCCCAGGCUUCACCUCAGUGUCACAGCCAGGCCAGGACUGAGCAACGGCUUCCCUUCUCAUUUCUAUCGUGUCGGCAUCAAAUAAACCAACUAUCGCACGUGCAUGUCAGUGCACAGAGCCGUGGACACAAGCCGUGGUGUGAAGUCUGAGUUUGUCCUGACGUCACUAGUGCUUUUUCUGUAGCCUGUUGUAAAACCAUGCAACUAUCCAGAUGAGCUGAUGGACCCCCGCAAGACCUCUCAGUACCCCCGGGGUGCACCUACCCCUGGCUGAGAGCCACUGGCAUCUAUAACUCCUAAAUAACGGGCCAUAAGGAGUGCGGUCGGGGUGGGGGUCACUGGUCCGGAUCCAGCCAGCUCAGUCCUCAAUCAGGCAGCUCUGACCGGCUGGCUGGGGUUCUCAGAAGACGCCAAUAAACUAGCAGAUAAGAGGGGCCCAUUGGGUGCUUAGUGGGGAUUUCACAACACUUUUGAUAAGGUGUCUCCAUAAAAAGCUCUUCGGGGAAAUGAAUAACCCCUGGUAGGAGGGGAAGCGUUGUGGUGUGUUGGCCGCUGGCUGGGUGGGGCGAAGCAGGGAGCUGUGGUGAGCUGCAGCUGGCCUGUUUGGAUAGAGGUUAAUAGUGGGUGACUUGUUUGGGUGUUGGGCCCUGGGCUGUAGAGAUUUAGAGGAGGCAGUGACUGCGGGUUGAUGAAAUUCACCAAGGACCCUAAGGUGUGCGAGAGGCUCAGCUCCAGGUGGGAGUGAGCGUGGCCAUGGGUAAGGCGACUUGUGCUGGUGGAGCUGGUGUCUCACGCUGCUGGGCUCUGCAUUUCCAGGACUUGCCAGGAGGGAGCUCAGGAGGUGUUGGGGACCUUGAGUGGUGCUGGAGUCUCAUCUCAUGGGCUGUCUGGCUGCCUUCCAACCGUGAGAGAGAAUCUCCUGAGGCUGCAAAGCUGCAGAGAAGGGCACUGCGGAUGGCCAAAGCGAUGGCUGGCUGUGGGGAUCCCUGCUCCAGCAGCUCUGGACUCCUCAUUGCCCUUCGCCUGGCAUAGCUCGGUCUGUUGGGAGAGAUUCGGUUUUGGAUCCACCGGCCUAUGAGGGCUGAGAGGAUGGCUGCCUCCGUGAUGGGCCAGGCCAUGGUCACCCACAUGCUGGUGGCCCUUUUCGGGAUGGGCUCCUGGGUCUCCGUGAACUCCUUGUGGGUGGAGCUCCCCGUGGUGGUGAAGUGGCUUCCAGAAGGCUGGAAUCUCCCUGCCUACCUCUCAGUCCUCAUCGCCCUGGGGAACGUAGGCCCCAUCGCCGUCACCCUGGCUCACAGGCUAGUCCCUGGGCGGCUGAAGGAGCGCUGGGUCAUCCACGCCAUCCAGGUGCUGGGCGUGGUGGCAGCCCUCUUCCUGGCUCUCUUCUGGCACCGGACGGCGACAGUGGCAGGGGAGUCCCACAGCCUGGCCUUCCUGCUCCUGGCCUUCCUCCUAGCCUUCGUCUGCUGCACCUCCAACGUCACCUUCCUGCCCUUCAUGUACCAGUUCCCCCAGCAGUUCAUCCGCACCUUCUUCGUGGGCCAGGGCCUGAGCGCCCUCUUCCCCUGCGUGGUGGCGCUGGCCCAAGGGGUGGGCAAGCUGGAGUGCCGCAACACCACCUCUGGCAACGGCUCCCAGCCCCACUACCUGGAGGAGAACUUUCCCGCGGCCACCUACUUCUGGCUGAUGUUCGCCAUGCUUGCUGUCUCGGCACUCUCCUUCCUGGGGCUCAUCCUGCAGCACCGCCGCGCCAGCCGCUCCGCCGCCCGCCAGGAGAGCUCUUCCAAGGGCAGCGUGGAGACGGAGGAGUCCUUCCCACUGCGGGAAGACACCCCCACGUCGGACAGCGCCACGGAGAUCGCCCAGGGCACCCACCCCCCGGCCCAGGCCACCUCCUUCUGGACAGGCCGGAACAUCUACCUGCUGGUGCUGCUGGGCGUCUCCAACGCGCUGACCAACGGCGUGCUGCCCGCGGUGCAGAGCUACUCCUGCCUGCCCUACGGGAGCAUGGCCUACCACCUCUCCGUGGUGCUCAGCAACAUCGCCAACCCCGUGGCCUGCUUCGUCGCCAUGUUUGUGCUGUGCAGGUCAGCGGUGGGCUUGGGCGUCAUCUCUGUGCUGGGAGGCGUCUUUGCGGCCUAUCUGAUGGUGCUGGCCGCGCUCAGCCCCUGCCCUCCCCUGCUGGGCAGUGCCGCAGGAGUCGCCCUGGUGGUGCUGGCCUGGAUCCUGUUCCUGGGGCUCUUCUCCUACCUCAAGGUGGUGAUCGGCAGCCUGCUACACGAGGCCGGCCACGCCGCGCUGGUGUGGUGUGGAGCGGUCAUCCAGGCGGGCUCCCUGGUGGGCGCCCUGGCCAUGUUCCCCAUCGUCAGCAUCUAUCACCUCUUCCAGAGCGGGCAGGACUGCGCCGACAACUGUGGGGCAUGAGCGGGGGGCAGGACACAGCAGCCCCAUGGGGGGUCUGCCCGGCUGGAGCUGGCACCAGCUGACCUCCGGCUUAGGGGCGUAAGAAUUGCUGGAGAGAGUCAGAGCGCUGGGCAUCUCGUCCCGCGGCUCCUGGCCAGUAGCUGAUGCUUCAGAGGAGAAGCCCGUGGUGCCCCUGGCCAGCUGGGAGCCUCUGCUCUCCCCUGCUGCUCGGAGCAGGGCCGUGGGCCGGUCACACUACCGUACAGACCAGGCGCUAGGCGGCCUGCCCAGCCCUGCUGCAUGGGGAGAGCGGGAGCAGCCCUGCCUUGCGGCCUGGUUCCCAGGGGCUGGCAGCUGCUGCACUCGCUGCUUCUCCCGCAGGUUUUAGGAUGUACUGAACUGGGGCUGGGGUGGG